Messenger RNA from Elgaria multicarinata webbii, 2455 nucleotides. RefSeq names its product golgin subfamily A member 6-like protein 24. The transcript is spliced from 16 exons. The coding region runs from base 63 to 2435 and encodes 790 amino acids. Lineage: Eukaryota; Metazoa; Chordata; Lepidosauria; Squamata; Anguidae. The record is from RefSeq and is a predicted model, not a curated record.
UCCCGCGAGAUUUGCCACCGGGUAUCGCGACAGCCGCGCGACCAGAGUUCGUUGUCAAAGGAAUGCGGACAUCCCUGGACCUCAGCAGUUCAAGAAGCCCACUGAGAGGCUAUAAUAGGGGAUUCCUUUGCUCCAGGCAUCCUCCAAGAGUCACGUCCUUGAGUCCGCAGCGAGGAACCCACACCAGCAACAUGGGGUUAACAAACGGCACAGAAUAUGGCGGGCAACAUCCCAACAGCUUGGCCCUCAGAAGGAGGCAUUCUCUAUCUCCCCUCCCAAGCGGUGACGCAGGAGAGCACAGCCCCACAUGGCACGUGGCUGGAAGGGUGCGGAGCGGCUCAGUGCUGGACCUGUGUGCAUCCUUGCCAGGAGAGACACAGAGAAAGUCCAGCCACAGAGAAGCGAGGCGUGCGCCUCAAGGGCCAUCGGAAGAGCACAGAGAGCGGAAUCUGGAGUUGGAACUCAACCUGAUGCAGUUUGAGCUGCUCUCCCUUAAGCAGAAGCAGAUGAAGAGCUCUUUCGCUCACCUAGAAAAGGAGAAGAAAUGGCUGGAAACGAAUCGCUCGGAGGAGAGGAAGCAGAAAGGAGACCUACGUGAUACGGUCUUCAGUUUGGAAACGGAGCUGGCGCGGGCCGGACCUUAUUUCAGCGAGAGGGACCCUGGCUGGCCACGCCUGGACUCCAGCCCGACAGCAGCUGUGGAGAAGGACCGGCUGGAGGAGGAAGUGAACAUGCUAAGCCUGAAGUUGGCACCUGCUGUUGCUGACAGGGAGAGACUCCUCCAGGAGAAGGUCUCUCUCCCCCAGCAGGUCCAGAAUCUCACGCUAGAGCUGGAGCGUGCGCAGAAGAAGCAAGAAGUGUUCAACAACCAGGUCUUGGCCCUCCAUUCGGAGCUCAUCAGCGCCAAGACCCAAGUCAGCCACCUGGAGAAGGAGAAAGUCCUCAUGAAAGAAGAGCUGGAGUCUGUGAGACAGGCCAACAAGGAGCUGUCUUCCGAGGUGGCCGAGAGCCGCCAAAGACUAGAAGCCUCUUUGGUAGAGCUUUAUCACUUGGAGGCAGAGAAGAAAAUCCUGGACAACCACAUCCAGGCACUGGAAGACGAGCGCCUCCAGCUGCUGGGAAAGAAGGAAGAAAGACUGAUGGAUGUACGACACCAGGAGGAAGAGGAGGAGGAGGAGGAGGAGGAGGGAGCUCUCCGAGAAUGCUAUGAAAAUCUCAAGGAAUCUCAGGCCUUGCUGCAAAGGGAGAAAGUCCUCCUAGAGACCCGCUGCCUGGACCUGGAAGAGGCUUUGCACGCAAAGCAGGAGGAGAUGGACAGCCGGCUGGCAGAAGAGCAGCAGGCCUGCCAGGACUUGACGACCGAGGAGGGAGAGUUGGAGAGCGCAGCCCCACGGAGCUCGACCCACUCUGCCAAGUACAGGGAAUGCCGCUCGGAGAAGCAGAGGCUGGAGGAACGUGUCACUUCUCUGGAAGAGCAGCUGGCUGAGAAGGAGCAGGCCUGGAGGGACCGGAAGCAAAUGAAGAACGUAGACCGGAGUGAGCCGGAGAGUAAAACGUCUUCCUUAGAGCUGAAGGGUCGGCGAGAGCAGUUCAGCCUGACGCAGCAGCAGCGCUUGGUGACUGAGCAGCUGAAGGACCUUUUUAGUAGUCAGAGGCGGCGGCAGGAGGCAGGGCCCAGGGCGCAUCCUGGAGGCCUCCAAGGAAAGAGUGCUGUGGCACCUUGCAAGCCUGCAGGAAUGCUGGCUGCCGCGGACUCCGCCAGGCCCCUGGAAGGAGCUCAGCCAGGAUCCCUGGCGCAUCCAAGCAGUGAGGGAGAAGCACAGAGUCUCCAGCAGCAGCCGAAAGAGACCGCAGAGACAAUGUCCUCCAUGGCUUCCGAGAUCCAGGCUUUGAGGCAGAAGAACGAGAGCUUAAUGAAAGCUAAACUGCGGUUCCAGCAGCAGAUCCAAGAGAUCCGCAACAUUUCGAAGCAGCAGCCGGAAAGGAGCAGCCCAGAGAUGCUGGUACCGAGACUCUCCGUCAGUUGGCAGCAGGAUUUGCAGAGCGACAGUUCCGAGGCUCCACCUCAAAGCGACGAGUCCGCCUCCUCCGUGCACGGUGGGGAGAGCCCAGCAACAGUUCCGCGGGACAUUCAGCUUCACUCCGGAACGGAAGACAAGCGGAGUCAUGCCUCUUCCACUGCUGCUGCUGCUGCUGCUGCUGCAACCACACCUUUGUGGCCAACGAGGCCUGCAGCUUCGCCUCUCCCCUCGCACUCGGACCUCUCCGAUACCGGUGCCGCAACUUCUCUGCACGACCCCAGGAGGCCUGCCGAGGGCGAAGGGGCCUUCCUCUGCCUCCAGGGCUCAGUCCUUUUGUCCCCCAGGCCUUUUGGGCCCCAGAGACCGUGGUCCCCUUUUAAGUUCAAAGUUAGCCCAGACGCCCCGGAGAACUGAGGCAGGGAGAGCAGCAGCGG